This is a messenger RNA of Saccostrea echinata, 2952 nucleotides long. Its product is annotated as endothelin-converting enzyme 1-like. Gene Ontology annotation, molecular function: metalloendopeptidase activity. The record is from RefSeq and is a predicted model, not a curated record. Gene Ontology annotation, cellular component: plasma membrane. The coding region runs from base 28 to 2952 and encodes 974 amino acids. Gene Ontology annotation, biological process: protein processing. The transcript has 16 exons. Lineage: Eukaryota; Metazoa; Mollusca; Bivalvia; Ostreida; Ostreidae.
CACAGAAGGUUGAUAAUAAAUAACUUGAUGCGGACAUAUCAGUUCCCGUUCUUAGCUCUACAAUCAGAUCAGCUGUUCUAUCUGUCCAUGACACAGGAAAUGUGCAAAGUGGAUAAAACGGGGGAUGUAUUACCUAACAAAUUAAGAGCAAACACAAUCCUGAUGAAUGAAAAAGCUUUUAUAGAUGCAUUUACUUGUCCUCUUGGCUCACCAAUGAAUCCUCUUUAUAAAUGUCAUCUUUUCCAAAAAACCAAUUACACAAUUCCACCAACCACUCCAGCCCCUCAGACAACUACUACAACAACAUUAAAAACCACCACAACAACAACCACUCAAAAACCAACGACAACAACUACACAAAAGCCAACAACACAAACAACAACAACACAGAGACCAACAACGACAACUCAAAGACCACCACCAACAACAACUCUAAGAUUAACAACUACGACCCAAAGACCAACAACGACAACUCAAAGACCGACAACGACAACCCAGAGAUCAACAACGACAACUCAAAGACCGACCACAACUACUCAAAGACCAACGACAACAACAACCACACAAAAACCAACAACGACAACCGAAAAAUCUACAACAACAACCAAAAGACCAACAACAACAACAGAGAGACCAACAACCCAGAGACCAACAACGACCGAAAUAACGACAACCGAAAAACCUACAACAAUAACAACCAAAAGACCAAUAACAACAGAAAAACCUACAACAACACCAACAACCAAAGGACCAACAAUGACUCCAACUACAACAAUUACAACUAGAACAUCCUCAACUACACCGACAACUACUAUAACAACAUCAGCUCCUAUCACAGUAACUACAACUUUAUCAACAACUACAUCUACUCAGAUAAAUCCCACAACGACAUCUUCUCCGAAAACAACAAAAAUUCCAACAACAACCGUAAAUGUUCCCUCUACCUCUCCCGCUGUAACUGAACCACAAACGUGUCAGACCGGAUUCUGUUACUCUUUAGGUUUCCUGCUUUAUUCCCGAAUGGACGAGUUUGUAAAUCCCUGUGACGAUUUCUAUCAGUAUGCUUGUGGAGGAUGGGUGUAUGGAAGAGAAGCAUUGGUUGCUCUUAAUCUGUACAACGAGUCCAGGAAUUCUGUGAUAGAGGAUGUACGUUUUAAUUUCAGAGAGGAGUUAAAAGCAAUGGUAGAAUCCAAUGUUACCUCUGAUGACAGCGAAUAUUUACAGGUGCUAAAACUUCAUUACCAAAGUUGUCUAAUGUCCAACGAUCCACAACAGGUACAGAGAGUGACAAGCGAUAUGCAGAUAAUAUUGGAAAUCUUAGGCGUGGGGAGUGACCUACAAUCCUUUAUGGGAAUAAGCACCAUGCACCUCAUUGUCGGCACAGAUAUGGGCGGAUCAGGGAUUUUUGAUUACAGAUUAGUCAAAGCGGUAGUGGACAACACAACAACAAAAAUAUUGCAGCUUUCUCCAUCUAGUCUGUAUCUGAAAGAUGAUGCCUACUUAUCACCCUAUGAAAACAACUCGAUAGCCAAAAAGUAUCUGGAGAGAAUAGUUCCUGUCUUACAAAAGGUCAAUAUCAAUUUACGACCACAAACUGCAGGAGAAAACAUAACGGAUAUUCUGAUCGAAAAAAUGAAGGAGGUUUUCGCUUUUGAGCAAGAAUUGGCUAAGGCUAUCCUGUUUACUGGAUUCGAAGCUAACAUCGACAUCACAGUCCAGGAACUAGAACAGAGGUAUCCCAACAUUGAAUGGGUAUACAUGCUGCCUUAUCAACAAACAUUUUCAGACACGCCCAUAAGAAUUGUUAACCCCUCCUUCUUCCAGACUCUUGACCAAUUGUUUAACCAGACUAAUGAUGACGUCAUUGUCAUGUAUAUUUAUACGAGGGCCGUGUUGACAGGUCUCCUGCCCUACACCCCAUUAGCUAUACGGAAAAGCAUGGAUGGUAUUUAUGGGAAUGACUCCAGUGUUCCAUUCUCGGCUGGUCAUUGUUUAGAUUCCACGCUUUCCUUACUUAACGAAGAAUUUCAUGAAGAAUAUAGGAAUAAACACAGAGAGGAUAUAACGGUUAAAACGUCAUAUUUUACGAAGUUUUCGAACCAAUUAAAACAAAUAUUGAGGAAUUAUCUUAGUGGGCCAAAUGAAUUUAGUAAUUCCACAGCUGAGAGAAUCUUGUCAUCCCUGGGAUUGUUAGACGUCCAAUUCCCAUCAACACCGUCAAUUCCUUGGACAGUCACUUUGUCCAACACACUGGAAGUAUCGUUCUUAAAUCGUGCAAACACCGCUCUCCAGUUGAAAACGUUCAGGGAACUCGACAACCUAGGAGUUCCUCUCACGAAGGCCGACUUUGCAUGGGAUGGAACUUUUAUAGGUUUUGACUCCAGUUUGAAUGCGAUCGGAAUACCUUACCCGAUUCUGAACUUUCAUUAUUCGGUUGAUCCGCAGUUCCCUGCAAUUACCACAUCUGGUUGGCAUAUAGCGAAGGAAUUAACACGUGUUGUUUUAGGUGACUUUUCGUUCUCGCCUUUGGAUUGGAGUUUUGAGUCCCUGGUUAAAUUUUCGGAAGAAAGAGAAUGUUACAACUCACAGGCCUCAGAUGACAAUGGGGUAUUGAACGAUAUAAAAACUGGUGACGUCAUGACUGGGGGAGUGGCUUUAGAUCUUGUAACUAAGGUGUACUCUGACCACGUGACCAGUGGUGACAUAAAGGAAGUGGUUCUUCCGGAUCCUUCAAAUUUUAUCACUCCACAGCAGCUCUUCUAUUUGACAUUUGCUCAACAAACGUGUGAGGUCGAUAAAAAGUCAGGGAUAGUUUCAAGUCAAUACAGAGUGAACAAAAUUCUGAGAAAUUCUGAGGAGUUUCAGCAAGCAUUCUCGUGUCCAACAGGUUCUCCAAUGAACGCAGACCGAAAAUGUCAGCUUCUAUCUGGCCUAGGGAAGAAUUUGUCUUAA